Cooperia oncophora is the source of this 261-nucleotide messenger RNA. The record is from the annotation of a GenBank genome assembly. NCBI's taxonomy places the organism in Eukaryota, Metazoa, Nematoda, Chromadorea, Rhabditida, Trichostrongylidae.
AUGUCUUCUAUUAAUCAAAGAAUAUUCAGAAGGCGCCAUCGUACCACUUUCACCCAGGAACAGUUGGCCGAACUCGAUUCAGCAUUCCAGAAAAGCCAUUAUCCCGACAUCUAUGUACGUGAAGAAUUGGCCCGAAUCACAAAACUCAAUGAAGCAAGGAUACAGGUUCGUUGUUCUUGCUCGAUUCGUCAUGUCUUAGCCCUUUGGAUCGAUUGCAACGGUUCUAAGACGAUCAGGCACGCAUCGUCGCCUUUUGUGUAG